AUGGGUUCCGUCGCCACUCUCACACCCGGCCUCGAGCCACUCUGCCGCAUAAUUACACCAAUUGGGAUGCUGGGCUAUGGCUUCGAUGAAUCUGACAUCAAGGAUGCUCUAGAAUACUCAUUGAUCAGUAAAACACCCACUGCAAUCAUUUUGGACUCUGGCUCUACCGAUUCAGGGCCUAUGAAGUUGGCCUUGGGAACAAUGACCUGCCCUCGCGCAUCCUAUGAAAGGGAUUUACGGAAGCUUGUCGCCAUAGUAACUAAAUACCGUCUUCCGGUACUUAUUGGGUCAGCAGGAGGAGAUGGAAGCAACAGUCAUGUCAAAGAGCUUGUGGACAUUAUCAAAGAGAUUAUGGCAUCUUCAACCAACAGUGCUGCUCAGCUGAAAGUGUUGGCGAUAUAUAGCGAAAUUGACGGCAGUACCGUAUUGGAACGGCUGCGUACGGGAAAUGUCUCAGGCUGUGGCCCUUAUUUUGACAUCAUUAUUGGCGGCCGUGCCUACGACCCAGCGCCAUACGUUGCCUUUUGCGCCUACCACGCCUUUGAUCAAUCCUGUCGUCCCGUCCUCUCCCUUGACAGUCAUAUCUUGGGCGGAUUCACACAUAUGGGCAAGAUUAUGGAAUGCGGCGGCUUAUGCGCUACACCCAAGAGCCCUUCUUCCCAGGCAACGAUCUACAGAGAUGGGACAUUUGAUGUGCGGCCGCUUCUCCCUGGAGCUGUUUGUACUCCCACUACCGUUGCUGCUCAUACCCUGUACGAGAAAUCUCGCCCUGACCAGCUUCACGGUCCUGGAGGAUACAUCGAUCUUUCUUCCUCCACCUAUUCGCCGCUGUCGGAUAACUGCUCAGUCAGGGUCAAUGGAACUACAUUUCACUCUUCAAAGAGAGACGGUGGUUGUUACACAGUCAAAUUAGAAGGUGCCAAAGUCAUCGGUUACCGGACAAUGUUUAUGGGAUCGUUUGUAGAUCCGACUUUAAUCUCUCAACUACACCCACUUUUGGAUAGAAUCAAAGCGUACGUGACUAAGCAGCACGCACACAUCACCGAGAAAUGGGAGCUUGGAUUCCAUAUAUACGGAUACGACGAGGCUAACAAGGCGGUCCAUGCAAAAAACGUGUUUCUGGUUGCUGAAGCACUCGCCGAGACACAAGCAACAGCUACGAGCAUUGCCUCCACUGCUCGAGUUGGGUGUGUUCACGGACCAUAUAAAGGUCAAAAAGCCACGAGCGGCAAUUUUGGCUUUGGGUUGGGUGGCAAGGGGGAGAUUGAGACAGGUCUCUGUGCUGAGUUUUCAGUCUAUCAUUUGAUGAACCUGGAAGAUGGGGAAGAAGACGCCACCCAAAUUCUUGACGGCGAACAAAGCAAGCAGAAGAAGCUAUUCUCUUUUGAAGCUCUACUUGUCGGAACCGGAGAACGAGUACGACGUAGGCAUCAUGAUGCUGACAUAACUUUUCAACUUGAGGACGCAAACUUGUACCCAACACCAGUCAAUGCAGUACCUGAGAUCAUAGAACCCACCCCUUUUCCUCAGACCAUCGGAGAGGCAGCAAAGGUUAUUAGGUCGAAAAACGCAGGCCCAUACGAAAUCACAUUCGACAUCAUCUUUAAUGACAAAGAGACAUAUGACAGAGUCAAGAAUUCUGGCCUUCUUCGACCCGAGUUAAUUGCAGAGAUAUACGAUCUCUCUGUUGAUAACAUUGUAUACUGUGGUUUCUUCGACCAGGCUCUGGCGUUCAAGGCUACUAUUCCCCGAAUGCGCAAUGGACGGCCUGCGGUAUCUGGUGGCUUCAUGGAAGAUGAUGUUCAUGGGUCGCAAAAAUAUUUACCUCUGAUGAACUUGAAACUUGGUGGUAAAUGAUUCGAGGAGACUGUCUGGGAUGUGGGUGGUAUAACAGUUUUUCACGCUGUUGAAUGUCAUUUGAGCUGUAUCAAAACUAAGCCUUGUGCUCAUACCAUCAACUUGGCCCUUGAGGUCUUACAUCGUUGAUCGCACCAUCGCACUAUC
Molecule: messenger RNA, 2004 nt
Organism: Trichoderma harzianum CBS 226.95
Lineage: Eukaryota; Fungi; Ascomycota; Sordariomycetes; Hypocreales; Hypocreaceae
Exons: 3
Coding region: 1-1857 (618 amino acids)
Source: RefSeq, a predicted model, not a curated record